GACACACUUCGCAUCAUAAUUUUGAGUGCCCUUAAAAGGGCAGAGGUGUGAUCUAUGGUUUUCUGCACAUCUUACACAACGAGGUGUAUAAUUACUUUAUUUAUUUUUUAUUAUGCCACAUAAAUGCUGUGUUGCAACAUGCAAAGGAAAUUAUAAGAAUGGCCCGAAGGUGGCUGUAUUUAGUUUUCCUACGGAAGAACAACUGAGAAAACAAUGGAUUUGGAACUGCAAACGAAAAGAUGGAUUCAAGCCUACGAAACAUUCAAAGGUGUGUGAACUUCACUUCAAGCAAGAGGAUGUUCUGAGGCAAACUGAAUUCUUUGAUGAGAAAACUGGAAAGAAGAUCAUUAUACCAUUGUCAUAUCCUCGUUUAAAGAAUGGUGCAAUUCCAAGUCUGUUUCCUGAUGGUCCGAGUCAUCUUAGUUCCAGUGUUUCAUCAAGGGAAUCACCAGAGCAUAAAAGACUCAAAAGAGAACAAGAUGCACUCGAAAAAGCCUUAGCCUGUAGCUUAGCUGAAAAGGAAGAGUAUGAACGAAAACAAAUGUUUUUAUAA
Stegodyphus dumicola is the source of this 553-nucleotide messenger RNA. RefSeq lists its product as uncharacterized. The record is from RefSeq and is a predicted model, not a curated record. Gene Ontology annotation, molecular function: sequence-specific DNA binding. NCBI's taxonomy places the organism in Eukaryota, Metazoa, Arthropoda, Arachnida, Araneae, Eresidae.